Molecule: messenger RNA, 570 nt
Organism: Cylas formicarius (sweet potato weevil)
Lineage: Eukaryota; Metazoa; Arthropoda; Insecta; Coleoptera; Brentidae
Exons: 4
Coding region: 103-570 (155 amino acids)
Source: RefSeq, a predicted model, not a curated record
UUGCGUCAGUCAUGUACGAAGCGGUCGGCGUUAGAUUAUAAUGGAAAUUGAAAUAAUUCGGAGAUCAGCUGAAGACAACUGCAAUUGUGGAAUAGCAAAAACAUGUUUCAAAAAUUCUGUGGGUGUUUUAAAUAUAGAUUUGCGGCGAUAUUGAUGGCGUACUUAUGCUUGGUCAUAGGUGUAAUUGGUACGAUAUAUUAUAUGGUAAAACUGUAUUUAAAAUCAGAAAAAUCUGACGAAGAAUUCUUGACAGUAUGUAUUUUUCAUUUAAUUGCAAGCGCAAUAUUAACGUCAGCAAUAGUAUGGGAAGUACGAGUACUGAUUUUGGCAUACGAGUUCUUGCAUUUAUCAAUCCAAAUAAGUUUGCUUACAUUUGCAACAAUUUACGUUCGAUCCCAUAUACUAUAUUGGGGAUUUAUAUGUUGGACUGGUUUGUUCGUCUACUGGGAAUACUGCAUUCACAUGUACCUCCGGCAGUUAGAAAUGAAGUUGAAAAGUACAAUUUAUUACGUAGAUAACGAUGUCUAUAGUGUUUGCAACCGCAUCUAUACCAACAAAAUAUCAGUUUAA